UCUAUAAUAAUUUAUUUAUAUCAUUAAAUUUUUGUUUUUAUUUAACUGAUUAUACCUAUCUUCAGUAUGUGAUAUCCGUUUCGGUCUUAUCAAUUCAAUUUUAAAUUGCUUGAUUCUGCGAUUGAGUUGUGUUGUGUUGUGUGCAUUCAGUCUGAGUAAAUAACUUCAUUGGGUUAAACCAACAUAAAAGUUGAAGAAAUUUUAUAUUUGGGCGCCUUGGGGUUAUUUGGAAAAUAAAAUGCCAAUAACAAAGAAAACAGCUCCUCAGCGUCUUGGUGUUCGACAUGUCCAGACUUUUAUGGUGUUUCUCUGUUAUCUUCUUAAUUUUAUGGGCCGUAUAAAUUGCUCCUUUGCACUCGUUGCUAUGACAAAUGCAAAAUCUGCUAAUCCUGAUUUUCCAGAGUACAAAUGGAAUGAAAAAAUCAUUUCCUACAUAAUUAGCGGUGCAAAUAUUGGUGCAACUUUAACCAUAAUUCCUGGAAGUUUUAUGUGUCGCAAAUUUGGAGUUAAAACAACUAUGGCUUUAUCGACUUUUGGAACAUCUAUUUUGAGUCUUUUAACACCUAUAAGCAUUCCCUACGGAGGAUGGGAGCUUUACUGCGUUAUCAGACUUUUUCAAGGCAUGUUUCAAGGCAUAUUCUUUCCAUGUGUGUCCCAACAUUUGGCAAAUUGGGCACCACCCAAUGAAGUUACUCGCUUGGGAGCCUUAUCUUACAAUGGUGUUUCAGUUGGUAUUAUUUUAGCCAUGUUCACAUCUGGCUUUAUUGCCAAAUCAAGUUGGGGUUGGCCUGGGAUAUCUUAUUUUGCUGGUGGACUUGGAAUAGCUUGGAAUGUGAUGUGGCAGAUUUAUGGAGAAAGUACUCCAGCCACAUCAAAAUUCAUCAGUCCCGAUGAGAAGGAGUUUAUUUUAAAAUCACAAAUUAAAACAGAUGGCGCCCAACGCAAGGUUCCGAUUCCUUGGAAAGCUAUUUUUACAUCACCUGCAUUUUUGUCUUGUGUUGCUAUGCAUUCAGCUGGAUAUUGGGGUUAUGUUACUAUAUUACUUGAGAUUCCGUUAUAUAUGAAUGGCAUUUUGCAUAUGGACAUAAGGAGUAACUCGAUUUUUUCGUCGCUUCCUUUUGUGGCAGUUUUCGUGAUGUCAUUUAUUUAUCUCUUCUUUUAUAAUAUUCUUAUCAAGAAAUAUUCAAUCAAUAUUGCAAAAAAGAUUAUAAAUACACUUGCAAUGUGGAUUCCAGCUGGAGCAUUAAUUUGGGUUGGAUUUUUGGAUGAAAAUCAAAAAGAAUUAGCCAUUGUUCUAAUGGUUAUUAUUGUUGGUAUAAAUGCAGGUGUAACAGUUGGAAGUGGAAUGAAUAAUAUUGAACUUGCACCAAAUCAUGCCGCAUUUCUUGGAUCAAUAUUGGUUACUAUGAAAGGUGUAGCUUCAAUAAUUGCACCUUUGUUUAAAGGUUUUGUUGUUAGUGAUACGAAUGAUCGUUUUCAAUGGCAAAUUGUAUUUACAGUGGCUGGGUUGAUAUUUUUCUUUGGAAAUUUACAAUUUCUAAUAUUUGGUACAACUGAAAGGCAACCAUGGAAUGAUGAAAAUUUUUUGAAGUCAAAUCAAGAGCAAAUAAAAUUAGAAAUAAAUCGAGAAGAAGAUUUUAAUAAGUCAGAAUUGAAUGGACUUAUUGAGAAACCUUCUGUGGUAAUAAAAUAAUUUUUUAUAGUUCUUAAGAGAAAAUAAAAGACUGAAACUUA
This is a messenger RNA of Episyrphus balteatus (marmalade hoverfly), 1734 nucleotides long. RefSeq names its product putative inorganic phosphate cotransporter. The record is from RefSeq and is a predicted model, not a curated record. Lineage: Eukaryota; Metazoa; Arthropoda; Insecta; Diptera; Syrphidae. Gene Ontology annotation, cellular component: plasma membrane. Gene Ontology annotation, biological process: monoatomic anion transport; transmembrane transport. The transcript has 4 exons. Bases 239 to 1693 code for a protein of 484 amino acids. Gene Ontology annotation, molecular function: transmembrane transporter activity.